Molecule: messenger RNA, 582 nt
Organism: Rotaria socialis
Lineage: Eukaryota; Metazoa; Rotifera; Eurotatoria; Philodinida; Philodinidae
Source: the annotation of a GenBank genome assembly
AUGCCUACAAAAACAUCUGUAUCAUCAGGUUUACAAAAAGCAUUUAGUAAAUAUUCUAAAUUUGGUAAAACUCAAGCACAAUUAAGUGAUCAUUCUGUACUUCGCAUCGGUUCAGCUGCUAUACAAAAAAUGAUGAAAGAUUGCUCCUUAAUUGAUACAAAAUAUACAUCACAAUUAUUAGAUAAUGAUAUAGCACGUGUUCUUGGAAAAUUAACAAUCGGUUCCAAUGAAGCUAAGUCAAUUCAUUAUCCGAAAGGAACAAAAACCUUUGAAAUUAAAGGUUUUAAAGCAUUAAUUGAUUGCAUUGCCGAGUCUAAAGGUGUAAGCCACGAUGAAAUCUUAACUAAAAUCAAUGCAAAUGAAGGUCCGAGUCUUAAUCACGUUACUGAAACAACCAAUAGACAAAUAACUGAUCGUAUGACGGACACCACACAUUAUACAGGCACGCACAAAGAACGUUUUGAUGAAGAAGGUUAUGGAAAAGGUAAAGACGGUCGCUCCGAUGAAAUUGAAUCCACGGGUUAUGUACAAGGUUUCAAAAAUAUUAAUCAAUCAUCGUCAAUAAAAAAAUGCAUGAAUUGA